Cylicostephanus goldi is the source of this 302-nucleotide messenger RNA. NCBI's taxonomy places the organism in Eukaryota, Metazoa, Nematoda, Chromadorea, Rhabditida, Strongylidae. The record is from the annotation of a GenBank genome assembly.
AUGCCCAAGGAAGCUACGAUCAUCUUCAUCAAUAACUACGCAUUCGAGCCGGAGUUAGACCUUCAUAUAAAGAAUAUGCUAGCUGACUGUCAUGUAGGAACUCGAAUUAUUUCAACGAAAGCCUAUGCGACUGGAACAAAACGAGUGAAUAUGCGUAAUCUAGGAGAUGUAGAAGCGAUAAUGGAAGUCACCCAGCUGAAAACGGUAAAGCAACCAACAUCUUGGACUCCCAACGAUGUACCCUACUAUCUGCACACAGUUACGCACAGCAAGGUGAUCUCUACCAGUCAUCUAUGUUGACA